AUGAGUUCAUCAUUCUUAUUUUUAUUUCUGUUAUCAUUUUUACUUUCUUUCUUUCCUUUCUAUCGUUUUUAUAUAUUUUUCUUUCUUUUUUAUCCAACAUUUCAUUUGCUUUCUUUUUGUGGAAUAUUUGUUCACUUAAGCUUUCUUCCUUUCUUUUUCGUUCUGUAUGAGUUUCUUACUUUCUUUCUUUCUCAGUAUUCACAUUCUUUUUCUCAUCUUUUUUCUUUUAUUUCUUAUUGUGCCAUUCUUUCUUCCUUUCUUUUUCGUCUUCUUUCUUUCUUUCUUUAUUUCUUUCUUUCUUUCUUUCUUUCUCAGUAUUCACAUUCUUUUUCUCAUCUUUUUUCUUUUAUUUCUUAUUGUGCCAUUCUUUCUUCCUUUCUUUUUCAUCUUCUUUCUUUCUUUCUUUCUUUCUUUCUUUCUUUCUUUCUUUCUUUCUUUCUUUCUCAGUUUUCACUUUCCUUUUCUUAUCUUUUUUCUUUUAUUUCUUAUCGUGCUAUUCUUUCUUAA
Acanthosepion pharaonis is the source of this 507-nucleotide messenger RNA. The record is from the annotation of a GenBank genome assembly. NCBI's taxonomy places the organism in Eukaryota, Metazoa, Mollusca, Cephalopoda, Sepiida, Sepiidae.